This is a messenger RNA of Trichosurus vulpecula (common brushtail), 3067 nucleotides long. It is a transcript of the gene CAV2, whose product is annotated as caveolin 2. The record is from RefSeq and is a predicted model, not a curated record. Gene Ontology annotation, cellular component: perinuclear region of cytoplasm; caveola; Golgi apparatus. NCBI's taxonomy places the organism in Eukaryota, Metazoa, Chordata, Mammalia, Diprotodontia, Phalangeridae. Gene Ontology annotation, biological process: negative regulation of endothelial cell proliferation; insulin receptor signaling pathway; positive regulation of MAPK cascade. The transcript has 3 exons. Bases 304 to 792 code for a protein of 162 amino acids. Gene Ontology annotation, molecular function: protein kinase binding; molecular adaptor activity.
AGGGAGGGGCAAAGCAGGGAGCCGGGCUGGGGAGGUGGAGGGGCAUCCGAGAGGGUGCUGGAGGACCUGGGGCCUUUCUCCCUCUCACACUCUGUCUCUGUCCCUCCUCCAGUGGCUCACCCGGGUUCAGGGCGGGGCUCUGGGACAGCCCAGCGGGAAGCCAGGAGGGGGGAAAGCGGCCGCCGCCCGCCCGGGUCCAGGCUGGGUGGAAAGAGAAAGGGGGAGGAAAAGCGAAGGCUGGGGCCGCAGCUCGCAGAUCCGCAGCGCCCUGGAGCCACGGCAGACCGGGCAGGGAGAGCAGCAAUGGGGCUGGAGACAGAGAAGUCGGACGCCCAGAUCUACAUGGACGAGGAUUCCUACAGCCGCAACAGCGGUCCCGACUACCCGGAACCCGAGAAAAGCGUGAAGUCCAUCCAGGACCGCGAUCCACGGGGCCUCAACACGCAUCUGAAGCUGGGCUUUGAGGAUGUGAUUGCGGAGCCGGAGUCCGCCCACAGUUUUGAUAAAGUUUGGAUCUGCAGCCAUGCCCUCUUUGAAAUCAGCAAGUACCUGAUCUACAAGGUCCUAACUGUGCUCCUGGCUAUCCCAUUGGCCUUUGUGGCAGGAAUUUUCUUUGCAACUCUCAGCUGCCUGCACAUCUGGUUUGUGGUGCCUUUUGUAAAGACCUGUUUAAUGGUCCUCCCAUCAGUGCAGACAGUAUGGAAGAGCAUUACAGAUGUUCUCAUUGCUCCUGUGUGUAAAAGCAUGGGACUCAUCUUUUCUUCAGUCAGCCUGAGACUAGGUUCAGAGUGAAUGAUAUGGACCCUGCUGCUGGAAACCUCAUAUACUGUAAUACUUUAGGUUGCUGUAACAUAGAAGCACUACUGUUCAUUUCCAAACUGUUCUAUUUAAGAUGAUUGUUUAUUUUUUAAAGGGGAACAAAUGUAUUUGGGACUUUAAAAAUUGAAAUUAAUUUCUUCCUGGGUAAUAGUUUCACAAUUUAUUAUCCAUGUAGGUCAUAUCCAACAUUUUAUCCCAGAGUUAUGGAAAUAGUUGGAAACAUCUAAUUUUAAUGGCAUACAAUUUUUGUCUUAGGACAGAAGUUUACCUUUUCUGACAAUCAUUAAUUUGAACCAUAUAGUUGAAAUAUUUAGGUAUAUAUUUCUCAAAAAGUCAUGGCAGUGAGAGAGAGACACUAUGAACAAUGUAGAAACUACAGAAGCACAAGCAGGGAGUGACAUAUUCUACAAUAACGUGAGAACAUGUAAAUGUGAAAAACAGAUCCGUGAAAAGGAUGAGAGGGAGUACGGUGUGGUGGAGUGGAAUAUGCACCUCAGGUAGACCUGUGUUCAAAGUUGCCUCCACUGUUUGCUACCCAAGUAACUUUGGGCAAGACACUGACCCUCUCUGAGCCUCUACAUCCUCAUCAAAAUAUGAGAAUUGCAUUAGAUGAUCUCUAAUGCCUCUUUAAGCUGUCAUAUGAUCCUAUAAUUACAUCCCUUCAAAUAAAUUAUUAUCUGAUUUGGAGGAUUAUUCUUUAACCUGCUGCCCUAUUUAAGAAGUUCUAUUUUGUUGUAUAUUUUGUACUUAAUGUAAAUGUUGCGCUAUCAAUUUUCCAUAAAGCACUUUGAUUGUUUUUUGUAAUCUUAUAGAGUUAUUAAGCCAAAUGGAGUCAUCCACAUGUGAAUCACACACAAAAAGGAAAGAAAUUUAGAUGAGGGAGAUUGCACUGAAAUGAUUAUAUAAAGCAUAUUUUUUUUUCUUUAAGAAUUUAAUGUAAAAAGGUUGGCAUAAAAUGCUUUCUUAUUGGACAAUGUAGAUAAAAGAGCCUGAAGUAUGUCUUAUGAAUAAUGCUUAUAGUAAAUACAGAUUGCAGUAAGCCCUACCUAAUCAUUAUGAGUCAUGAUAGAAUAUUUAAAAUAAUCUAUGCCCAGAUGAUACUUCCUCUCUUGUAUUCAGUCGCUAAAAAAGCGCUUUCUCUUUUGUGUUCAAACACAAAACUUAUAUUUGACAUUCCUAUUCCCUAUUCAUUUUUCCUUUAAGUGACUAUGGUGCUGUUUGAUGUAGUUUUGUUUUGCUGAAAAUUUACCAUAAAAAAGUAAUUUCUACUGCACUUAAUGAUUGCUGCAUUUCUUCUUUGACCAGAGUGACACAUAUAUACAGUAGUGCACAGGGUUACAUGGAUUGUCUACUGAAGUAUGUGCUGGUGAGCUUCAUAUGCAGAUAAGCAAGUUACAACAAUGAGUUUUUUUGUGAUAUGUAAUGCAAAGUGGAACAAGGACCCAUUUGCUGGCACAGUAAAUAGGGUGCUGGAUCUGGAGUCAGAACGACCCGAGUUCAAAUCUAACUCUAACACCUACCAGCUAUGCGACUUUGGACAGGUCACUCUGCCUCAGUUUCCUCAACUAUAAAAUGGGGAUAAUAACCACCUACCUCGCAGGGUUUUUGCGAGGAUAUAAUUUUUGUAAAGUGCUUAGCAUAGAGCCUGGCACGUAGUAGGCACUAUAUAAAUGCUUAUUCCCUUCCCCUUUAUCACUUGGGAACCAGGUAGCUCAACUUUAAUGCUAAAGUUUGGAGGGGAAAUACUUUCAUUCCAAAAUGACAGGCAUAUUGGAAGCAUGUGUAACUAUAAUAAUGUGACUGAUUUUCUGAUUAAAAGCAAAAAAGCAGAGCCUGUGUAAGGAGGUCACUACAGUACGUAGUCUCUUCUUUAGGACAGUAGCCUUGACUUUUUUCAUUUCAAGGCUCCAAAGGGUGUCCCAGAAAUUUUAGUGCAGUUUUCAGUUUUAAUGGCUUAAAACUGCAGUAAGACCUCUGGAAUACAUUGUAUUUUUCUUGUUCUUUUUUAAGGUAAGGCAACAUAGAUAGAGAGUUGGCCUUGAAGUCGGGAAGACCCUAAGUUCAUGUCUUGCCUAAGACAGAUAUCUGGAUGUGUGAUCUUAGGCAAGUUAUGUAACCUCUGUUUCUUGAGAAACUCUCUAAGACUUUUAAGUUGCAGGGUAUUUGCUGAUCUGUAUUAGUCAAGAGGGUGUUUCCAUAUUGGAGAACUCUUUACACUAAUGGAAUCACAGAUAGAAACAAUUUUUUU